AAUGUCAAAACUUUCAGAUAUCAAGUGACUUCCACAGCAAACAAGUUCGUACACGCGUGUUUUCCACCGUAAAAUUUUGGCCAAAUUAUUUGAAAAUGCUUCGUCGCCAAGCACGACUUCGCCGGGAAUACAUUUAUCGAAAAGCAGUCGAAAGCAAGCAUAAAUUAUUGCAAGAAAAAAAAGCAAAAAUAAAAAAGGCUCUCGAAGAUCACACACCAAUCCAUGGAGAUUUGAAGAAGGAUGCUUUAACGCUGCAGGAUAAACUAAAAUGGAACGACGAAGGACCGAAACGAGCUGCUGAAAUUGGAGGAAUCAGUGGUGGAGCAAACACAGCUGAUUCCCAAGACGAUGAGUACCGUUAUGCGGGUUGUGAAGACCCGAAAAUCAUGAUCACCACGUCUCGUGAUCCUUCUGCUAAAUUGAAACAAUUUGUUAAAGAGCUGAGGUUGAUAUUUCCUAAUGCACAACGCAUGAAUCGUGGACACUUUGAAAUGAAACAACUAAUUCAUGCGUGUCGAGCCAACAACGUAACGGAUUUCAUCGUAGUUCACGAGCAUCGGGGUGUACCAGAUAAUUUAAUUAUAUGCCAUCUCCCUUAUGGGCCAACCGCAUCGUUUAAUCUCUCUGACGUGGUUAUGCGACAUGAUAUUCCGGAUAUUGGCCCUAUGAGCGAACAGAAGCCACAUCUAAUAUUCCACAAUUUCAAAACCAAGUUAGCAGAGAGGACAAUGUCGAUUCUAAAGUAUCUGUUUCCAGUUCCGAAGGAAGAUUCCAAACGAAUUAUGACCUUUGCUAAUCACGACGAUUUCAUCAGCUUUAGGCAUCAUACGUUCAAAACAGUUGAGCGCGAGUUAGAACUGACGGAAGUUGGUCCUAGAUUUCAGCUGAAACUCUACCAAAUCAAGCUAGGUACCAUAGAUGAACUGGAUGCAGCAGACACAGAAUGGGUCUAUCGACCGUAUAUGAACACUGCUGCUAAACGAAGGUUCCUUUCCGAUGACGACGGUUGGCAGCAAGAUGAUGAUGUUUAAUAAAAAUUAGUUAACUAUCACUCA
Messenger RNA from Malaya genurostris, 1055 nucleotides. Its product is annotated as U3 small nucleolar ribonucleoprotein protein IMP4. Bases 96 to 1031 code for a protein of 311 amino acids. The transcript has a single exon. Gene Ontology annotation, molecular function: snoRNA binding; rRNA primary transcript binding. Gene Ontology annotation, biological process: rRNA processing. Gene Ontology annotation, cellular component: nucleolus; small-subunit processome; Mpp10 complex. The record is from RefSeq and is a predicted model, not a curated record. Lineage: Eukaryota; Metazoa; Arthropoda; Insecta; Diptera; Culicidae.